Molecule: messenger RNA, 1529 nt
Organism: Carassius carassius (crucian carp)
Lineage: Eukaryota; Metazoa; Chordata; Actinopteri; Cypriniformes; Cyprinidae
Gene: ca4b
Product: carbonic anhydrase IV b
Exons: 8
Coding region: 97-1014 (305 amino acids)
Cellular component (GO): plasma membrane
Molecular function (GO): zinc ion binding; carbonate dehydratase activity
Source: RefSeq, a predicted model, not a curated record
AAUGCACCUCCUAAGUAUCCUUUCAUAAAAUACACUCCCGUGUUCCUAAGAAGGAUUGAUCAUUCAGGUGAAUUUUUUUCAAUCCAAAAACUAAGGAUGAAUGUGCUCUGGUUUUCUCUACUUGCUAUUUUAUGCAGGUUUGCUUCAAGUGCAGAUUGGUGCUAUCAGUCUCAAGUAUCUUGCAGCAAUCACUCAUGCAUAGGACCGGAUGACUGGGCAUCAGUAGCCACAGAGUGUGGAAAUACAAAACAGUCUCCCAUUAACAUUGUAACAAAGAAAACUGUCUUUGACAGUUAUCUAACCCCAGUGCAGUUUACAGGCUACCAAGAAACAAUCACUACUCUCAUUACAAACAACGGACACACAGUGCAAGUUAACCUGCCAGACAGAGCAGCAAUAAGUGGAGCCAAAUUAGAAGGCAGUUACAAAGCUCAGCAGCUUCACCUGCACUGGGGCAAGAACGGUGGACCUGGAUCAGAACAUACUAUAGAUGGAGAGAAAUAUCCUAUGGAGCUUCACAUCGUACAUAUAAAAGAAAAGUACAACUCUGUGGAACAGGCCAUUGUUGACCCAUCUGGAGUUGCUGUUCUUGGAUUUUUUUAUGAGGAGUCACAAAGUGCCAAUAAAAAAUAUGAUGGCAUCAUAAAAUCUCUGAAAAAUAUUACACAUCCUGGCACCAAUGUAACACUGGCAGAUGUAUCAUUAGACAUGCUCAUUCUUCCCCAUAAUGAAUCGGAGAGGUACUUCCGCUACCAGGGGUCCCUCACGACACCAGGCUGCUCUGAAGCUGUGGUCUGGACAAUAUUUGAGAAGGCUAUACCCCUCAGCAAGGAACAGCUUUCUGCAUUUUCAAACCUGAUGUUUUCUGACGGGACCGCCAUGGUGAACACAUACCGGCCCAUUCAGCUGCGGUAUGAACGUCAAGUGUCUUAUUCUAGAAGUUAUGUUUUUUGUGUUAGCACUGCUUUAUUGGUCAGCUCUGUUUUGACAUCCUUCUAUGUUCUCACUGUCUAAUUUAUAGUUAUGAAGCAAGUUAUUUAUCAUUCAUCAAUAAUUCAUGGCAAAUCAAACUUUAUAAUCAUUUAGCCACGUAUGGCUUCAAAAUGCAAAAUGUCUUGUAUGAAAGGCAGGCAGUCAAACAUAUGUACCCUCUCCACAUCCAACGUCUGAGGUUUUCUCAAAUUUCUCUAUCUGUACCUGAUGAAUAUUAAUUCUAUAAAAAUUACUGAUUGAACUGUUAAACUCUGUCCCAAAUUUUGCAUGCAACCGUUACUGUGCAAUAUUCCCUGUUACAAGAAUGUAGAAUGGUUGAUUUGUGGAAAGUAUAAAUUAACAAGCACAAAAUGACAUUGUAUAAAAUUAUAUAGCAUGUGGAGGACAUAAAGGAACAUGGUUGCACAUGUGAUAUUAUAAGACAAUACUUUAAGAACUGGUCUUGGUGAUUUUUAUAAUUCAAAUUACUGUAUUCUUGUUUUUCUGCAUUUGUAAAUGUUCAAUCCAAAUGAUAAAACAAUAAAAAUAAAUUUGAC